Penicillium antarcticum is the source of this 1179-nucleotide messenger RNA. RefSeq lists its product as uncharacterized. The coding region runs from base 1 to 1179 and encodes 392 amino acids. Gene Ontology annotation, molecular function: aspartic-type endopeptidase activity. Gene Ontology annotation, cellular component: fungal-type vacuole. Lineage: Eukaryota; Fungi; Ascomycota; Eurotiomycetes; Eurotiales; Aspergillaceae. The transcript has 4 exons. The record is from RefSeq and is a predicted model, not a curated record. Gene Ontology annotation, biological process: proteolysis.
AUGAAGUCCUCUCUCACCCUCCUGACAGCUUCGCUGUUGGGCAGCGCUGCUGCUGAGGUUCACAAGCUCAAGCUCGGCAAAGUCCCUCUGGAAGAGACCCUGAACCCUCAGAACUUCGGUGCCCAUAUGGCCAGCCUGGGCCAGAAGUAUAUGGGUAAAGAACAAUACAGCGAGACAUCGAUGAAGCCUACCGCCGGCCACGAUGUGCUGGUUGAUAACUUCCUGAACGCUCAGUACUUCUCCGAGAUCCAGAUCGGCACCCCUCCCCAGACUUUCAAGGUUGUCCUGGACACUGGUAGCUCCAACCUCUGGGUCCCCUCGUCGUCGUGCAACUCCAUCGCUUGCUACCUGCACACUAAGUACGACUCGUCUUCUUCGAGCACUUACGAGAAGAACGGUACCGAGUUCGAGAUCCGCUACGGAUCUGGUAGCCUGAGCGGCUUUGUGUCUCGGGACACCCUCCAGAUUGGUGACCUCAAGGUCAAGGGUCAGGACUUUGCUGAGGCCACCAGCGAGCCUGGUCUGGCCUUUGCCUUCGGUCGCUUCGAUGGUAUUCUUGGCCUUGGCUAUGACACCAUCUCCGUCAACAAGAUGGUUCCUCCCUUCUACAACAUGCUGAACCAGAAGCUUCUGGAUGAGCCUGUGUUCGCCUUCUACCUAGGCGAUGCUAACAAGGAGGGUGACAACUCCGAGGCCACCUUCGGUGGUGUUGACGAGAGCCACUACACCGGCGAGAUGACCAAGAUUCCUCUCCGCCGCAAGGCCUACUGGGAAGUCGAGCUCAACGCCAUUGCUCUUGGCGACAACGUUGCUGAGCUUGAGGACACUGGUGUCAUUCUGGACACCGGUACCUCUCUCAUUGCCCUGCCUUCCACCAUGGCUGAGCUUCUCAACAAGGAGAUUGGUGCUACCAAGGGCUUCACUGGCCAGUACUCUGUUGAGUGCGAGAAACGUGACUCUCUUCCCGACCUCACCUUCACCCUUUCCGGCCACAACUUCACCAUUGGCCCCUACGACUACGUCCUCGAGGUCCAGGGCUCUUGCAUCAGUAGCUUCAUGGGUAUGGACUUCCCUGAGCCCGUGGGUCCCCUCGCUAUCCUGGGUGAUUCUUUCCUGCGUCGCUGGUAUAGUGUCUACGACCUCGGAAACAGCGCCGUCGGUCUGGCCAAGGCCAAAUAA